This is a messenger RNA of Stomoxys calcitrans (stable fly), 1163 nucleotides long. RefSeq names its product U5 small nuclear ribonucleoprotein 40 kDa protein. The transcript has 3 exons. Gene Ontology annotation, cellular component: catalytic step 2 spliceosome. Gene Ontology annotation, molecular function: RNA binding; protein binding. NCBI's taxonomy places the organism in Eukaryota, Metazoa, Arthropoda, Insecta, Diptera, Muscidae. The coding region runs from base 96 to 1136 and encodes 346 amino acids. The record is from RefSeq and is a predicted model, not a curated record.
UUUCUUUUUAUCAAAUUUUACUAAACGCGUUGGGUUACUAAAACUUAAAGAAAUUCACAAUUUAACAUAAACCACAAUAUAUAAUAAUAUUCAUCAUGUCCAAGAGACCCGGCUCUAGCCUAGUAUUGGCUCAAGAUCCAAAGAAAGCGAAAAAUGACUUGGUGGCAUAUACUAAUCGUGAUAAGGCCUUAAUGGAAUCGGGUGUACGUCGAACUUCGAAUCUACAAGCUUCUAUUAUGCUGCUGGAGGGGCAUCAAGGGGAAAUUUUUACCACAGAGUUUCAUCCGAAUGGAGAGAUGUUGCUUUCGUCAGGCUAUGACCGGCAAAUAUACAUCUGGAAUGUCUAUGGUGACUGUGAAAAUAUUUUGGCCAUGUCCGGGCACACUGGUGCAGUAUUGGAGGCUCACUUUAACACCGAGGGCUCGCAAGUGUUUACUUGUUCCACCGACAAGACCUUGGCAAUUUGGGAUAUUGGCACAGGACAAAGAUCGCGCCGUCUAAAAGGUCAUACAAAUUUUGUUAACUCCCUUCAUGGAGCUCGUCGUGGACAACAAAUGUUGUGUUCUGGAUCGGAUGACCGCACGGUUCGUAUAUGGGAUGCUAGAAAAAAAUUAUCUGCUCAUACAUUGGAGGCUCCGUUUCAAGUGACGGCAGUCACUUUCAACGAUACCGCAGAGCAAGUUAUUUCUGGUGGCAUAGACAACGACAUAAAAGUGUGGGAUAUACGCAAACAGCAAGUACUACAUUCUCUUAAGGGACACACAGACACCAUAACGGCCAUGUCCUUGUCGCCGGAUGGUUCUUACAUACUCUCUAACUCUAUGGACAAUACCCUGAGAAUUUGGGAUAUUCGUCCUUAUGUGCCGGGAGAGCGCUGCGUCAAAAUCUUUCAGGGUCAUCAACAUAAUUUCGAAAAAAAUUUAUUGCGCUGUGCUUGGUCGCCGGAUGGCAGUAAAAUUUCAUCAGGAUCGGCAGAUCGUUAUGUCUAUAUAUGGGAUACAACCAGCAGAAGAAUACUGUACAAACUUCCCGGUCAUAAUGGUAGCGUUAAUGAUGUAGAUUUUAGUUCAAAAGAACCUUUAAUUGUAUCGGGGUCCAGCGAUAAGACAUUGUAUUUGGGAGAAAUUGAAGACUAAAUAUAAAUCAAACAAAUUGUACCUUAA